AUGGCGGCCUCCUGGCUGAGACUCGUGGCUCUGAUGCUCCUGCUAGUGCCAUCUCUGGCCCGCAAUAUCCCUCGAGCUGGUAAUUGUACCUCGCUCAACAGGAGGAAGUCUUGGAACGCAUUGACGAGGGUCGAAAAGACCGGUAAGCGCGCCUUCAACCGCGACCAAGAGGCCAGACUGACGAAUUCAGAGUAUAUCCAGGCUGAACGAUGCCUGAUGAACCAUGCCCCUAUAGUUGGAAACGUCAAAGACGCAAAAAACCUCUGGGACGAACUGCACGACUUGCAUAUCUCGCAAGGCAAUUACGUCCAUUACGUGGGCCAUUUCCUCCCGUGGCAUCGUUAUCUGGUGCGCGCCCAUGAAGUGCUCCUUCAGACCCUCUGCGGAUACAAAGGGGCACACCCGUACUGGGACGAGGUCACGGAUUAUGAGGCUGGCCCGUUACAGAGGUCGCCCGUCUUCGACCCGGUGGUUGGGUUUGGGGGAAAUGGGUUCGGAAGAAACCGGUGUAUUCAGAACGGCCCCUUUAAGGACACGACGCUGCGCAUCCGGUCCAACGAACGAAACGGCGAAUACUGCCUUAGCCGCGCUUUCAACCAGACCGCCUUUACAUGGGCAAACCGCCGCAAUAUCGAGGAAUGUUUUGCACUGCAAAAAUAUACGGAUGCUUGGCAAUGCUACAACCAGUAUCCGCACGCAGCGGGGCAUAUUGCCGUUGGUGGCGUGAUGGAGGAUCCGACCGAAAGUAACGGCGACCCCCUGUUCUACCUCCACCAUGCGUACCUGGACCGGCUCUGGUGGCGGUGGCAGCAGGCCGAUCUGCCCGGGCGAUUGUCUGAUAUGGGAGGGCCUAAUGUAGUGCCGCCCGACCUAAUGCGUCUGAUGGGGAUGCCGCCCGUCAGCGCGGCACUGUUGGACUACAAUGGCGACCCGGGCGGUGAGACCACACUGGCGCACGUACUGUGGAUGAACGGGCUGGUGCCGAAUGCGACCGUGGCUGAGGUGAUGGACAUUGGCGGGCAGGUGUAUUCAUGGAUUGGUUGCGUGGUGUUAUCAGUGAUGCCAUCGUGCGGUUCGUGUAACUUCUCGAAGGCCGAGAGACCCGACACUAGCUUGAUGCGGCUAGUGCAGGAGACGAUCGUCGGCCAUUGGCUGAUCUGCUCGAUAAGCCCCUCGAACGCGGCCAGCCAAGCGCACGCCACAACGCUUUCUCCCAGUCUCCCCGCCUCCCCUCAACACCGCGCCAGCCAACACUCGAUUUCAACAACCCCAGGGACUAGGGACAUGGCUUCCUCUACAGAGAUCUCGGACGCUGAGUCCAAGAAGGUCACCAUGCCUUCGGGGGCCGAAAAGUUCGAGGCGCCGCCUAAAUACCUCCCAGCAGAGGACGGCGACCUUGUGGCUGAGAUGAGCGAGCGUGAGCGUAAUAUCUAUGAGCACGGCACGGCCAAGUUCAAUCGUCUGGGCUGGAAGCGGCUCACUAUCGUCCUGAUCGUCGAAGCCAUCGCGCUCGGUUCUCUAUCACUACCGUCUACGUUUGCAACUCUGGGAAUGGUGGCGGGUGUUAUCUGCACAGUCGGGCUGGGAUUCCUUGCUAUCUACACCUCGUAUGUUGUCGGUCAGGUCAAGCUGAAGUUUCCGCUGGUGCACCACUACCCAGAUGCGGGGAAACUGUUGUUUGGCCGGUUUGGAUAUGAGCUCGUUAACUUCAUGCUGAUCUUUCAGCUACUUUUCUUGACGGGCUCUCAUACUCUUACUGGGGCUAUCGCCUGGAUCGAUAUUACCCAGAGCGACGUUUGCUCUGUGGUCUUUGCGGUCGUUUCCGCCAUUAUCCUGUUCCUUCUUGCUGUUCCACCUAGUUUCACCGAGAUGGCGAUCCUGGGUUACAUCGACUUUGCGUCUAUCAUCCUUGCCAUUGGCAUCACCAUGAUUGCCACUGGUGUUGAGAGCACCAAUGCCCCCGGCGGGCUCAGCGCCGUGAACUGGUCGGCCUGGCCCAAGGAGGAUAUUACCUUCACGGACGCCUUCAUUGCCAUGACCAAUAUCAUCUUCGCCUACAGUUUCGCCAUGUGCCAGUUCUCGUUCAUGGAUGAGAUGCACACCCCCUCGGACUACGUCAAGUCCAUCUGGGCCCUCGGUCUCACUGAGAUUGUCAUCUACACCUUGACUGGAGCUAUUGUGUAUGCGUUUGUUGGCCAGGAUGUUCAGAGCCCUGCCCUGCUCUCAGCCGGUCAUUUGAUGAGCCGUGUCGCUUUUGGAAUUGCGUUGCCCGUGAUCUUCAUCAGUGGUUCGAUCAAUACUGUGGUCGCUGCUCGUGUCGUUCACGGCCGCAUCUUUAAGGACUCCCCUAUCCGCUUCAUCAACACGAAGAUGGGCUGGAUUACAUGGCUGGCCAUGAUUGCUGUUGGUACUGUUAUUGCGUUCAUCAUCGCCGAGGUCAUUCCCUUUUUCAAUGACCUGCUCUCCAUUUCCUCUUCGCUCUUCAUCUCGGGCUUCACCUUUUACUUCCCGGCCCUCAUGUGGUUCAUGCUGAUCCGUGAGGGAUCAAUCUUCUCCUCACGCAAGAAUAUGGCACUCGCCGCGCUGAAUGCGCUGUGCUUCUGUAUUGGUGUCGUGACACUCGUGGCUGGUACCUACUCGAGUAUCAAGGACAUCAUUGACAAGUACAACGCCAACGCGGUCCGCGGAGUCUUCAGCUGUUCCAAACCGAAUUAGACGACGUUUCUCGUUCUUUGCAUUUAUUGUAUGAGUCAUAGCGCGCGUGGAUGCAUUUCUCCUGGUGUCUCUCGGAGUUCAAUUCGACGUACAUUUUUUCCUUGCAGGCGGCUGGCCCAGAGUGUAUAGUAACGCAUAUUCAA
This is a messenger RNA of Aspergillus nidulans FGSC A4, 2858 nucleotides long. RefSeq names its product putative amino acid transporter. Gene Ontology annotation, biological process: L-alpha-amino acid transmembrane transport. Lineage: Eukaryota; Fungi; Ascomycota; Eurotiomycetes; Eurotiales; Aspergillaceae. Gene Ontology annotation, molecular function: oxidoreductase activity. The transcript has 7 exons. The coding region runs from base 1 to 2715 and encodes 904 amino acids. Gene Ontology annotation, cellular component: membrane. The record is from RefSeq and is a predicted model, not a curated record.